Molecule: messenger RNA, 318 nt
Organism: Nicotiana attenuata
Lineage: Eukaryota; Viridiplantae; Streptophyta; Magnoliopsida; Solanales; Solanaceae
Product: pre-mRNA-splicing factor cwc25-like
Exons: 1
Coding region: 1-318 (105 amino acids)
Source: RefSeq, a predicted model, not a curated record
AUGGAGAGAGAAAAAUCUAGUAGGAGAGAACGAGCAUCCAGAGACGACGACAACGACCGCCGCCAUCGUCAUCGCGACCGUUCGAAGCACCACCAUCGAGACGAUGAGAACCGACACCGAUCCGAUGAUCGAAGAGGUCGCGAUCGCGAAAGGCGUCGCGAGAAAUUACUCGAAUCGGAAGUUGUCAGAGAAAAAUCUUACGAUAGAGAGGAUUCCGUGGAGAGAAGGCAUCCGCAUAGGAGGAAAGACGAUAGAGAGAAAUGGAGAAAUCGUAUGAGAGAGAGGAUUCAGUGGAGAGAAGGAAUGCACAUAAGAUGA